CAAGAAAAAGAAGUGAGGUAUCAAUUAAUCCUUUCCCUCUCGCGCCUGAUCUGAGGUUAGUACUACUACAAUGAUCUCUCUCUCUCUCCAUGAUCAAUCUAACAUACAUAGGUUUUAAUUCAACAGAAAAACGGUGUAAUUAAAGAAAUUUCUCAAUUCAUCGCGAACAAAUACAAUACUCCUACUAUAUAUACUGUGCUUGUAUUUUUUUUUGCCCUUUUUCGGUCACAAUGUUUGUUUGGAAAAGGUGCUUUAUGCUGUUGUCCGUAUUUUCUUCUAUUUGUUAGAGAUAAAAAAAAUCCAAAAUAAAAAAUUUAUUUAUAUAAGUAUUCAAGGAUACAUUGCACUUUGCACCCAAAAGAUCUUUACAUUCUCAAUUUAUGCCCUAAACUUGCACCAUCAAUUAAACAAAAAGAUAAAAUUACUCCAAUUUCAAGAAUAUUGAGUGCCAAAACAUUGUUGAAAACACUUGUGAUUGAGUAUUAUGUAAAUAAUUAUGUAUAGAAAUUGGGUACAACAACAAAAUUAGUCAAAAAAUAAUGAAUAUUUAUUUUUGAACUACACCGUCACCGCUAUAUUUAAUCUCUCAAGUUUAUAAGGUUAAACUGAAAAAUUAAGAAUUUGUUAGGGGGCAAAGUAUCAUUUACCCAAAAUUCUAUUUAUAUUUCAGUGUAUGGUUGUUUUUUUUUUGAUCGGAAGUGUAUGGUUGUUGAGGCAGAUAUUACUGAACAGCCGAACGGCGUGGAUAUAGCUGGCUCGUACAGGUGUUCACGUGCUGUCGUCAAAUCCUCGCAAAUAUUUUUUUAUUUAAUUUUUAAUCUGGAGCACAUUUAUAUCUAUCCGCGUUGAAAUUUUCGCGCGCUUUGUCUGCGCGUGGGAGUUACCCUCCCCUCAAACAGAGGUUGGUCGAUCUGCCUGUGCUGUCGACACGUGUCCUGUGGGUUUGAUUCAUCAACCAUAACGAGCAAGCCCAGUUCCUCUAUUUGUUUGGGCUUGGGCCGGCGUUUAAUUUGAUUGAUAUAAAAAUGGCCUGCAUAUUUAUGUAUUAAAAAAAAAAAAAAAAACAGAAGCCUGCAAUUUGUCAUUUUCUUGCUGGCUUUGGGCGGCAGGCUGGAAUAUAGCUAAGAAAAACGUCUAACACGGGCUCUUAUUUUUUUUCAAGGUUAUUAUUUCAGCUAAUUUUUUUAUUUAAAUUCUGAUACUUAGAAACAAAAGAAUCAGAGUAAUUUGCAUUUGAUGCAUCAACUUUUUAUCCCUCGUGUUUUACAGUGGGGUACAACUACGGUACUCAAAAAAUUUUGGUAUCAUAAUGAAAGUUAUUAUUUUUAAAUGUCAAGUUUUACUUUUUUUAAAAGCAAAUUUAUAAAUGUUUGAGGUAAUUUAUGGUUGAUCAUAACAUUUUGUAAUCAAUCAUGAAUUGUAAUUUUUUAUUUACGAAUUGUAACUUGACCUUUAAAAUUUAUAAUUUUUUGAUCGAUCGCAAUGGCUUGUAAUUUGUACCUUCCAAAAGUUGUAAUUUGACCUUAAAACAUUGUAACUUUUGGUACGGUACUGUUCCUCCUUACAGUAAUCUGACAUGCAUACCAUAUCAGAGGAGUGAGGGAAUGCUAAACUCCUCUACUGUAUAUAAAGCAUUAAAAGUAAGCCCUUUACCCCCCACACAUAGAUGAUGCCAUUACCUGUAAUUAGGUGAGUAUGGCAGUAUACGUUUGGUGGCAAUUUGGGCUGAGAGAUUAUUUGAUGUAGGUUUCAGUGAUAUCUUCCAACCUAUUCAAUAUGUGCUAUCUUGUUGGUAAUUGAUGUUGUUGCUGUGCAACCCUGAAUAUACAUAUCGCUAUAAAUGAAGUUGAUUUGCACAACAUCAAGUCUGGAAAUCUACAAUUACAACAUGAUAGUUUUCUGAUAAUUCAUCGUUUAACAUGUAUCUUUCUUUUUUAGUCCAGAUCUUUUUAUCAACUUGCAAAUCUGACCAACCCAGCAAAAUGGCAUCUUUGGUAAGUAAGUAAACUACAGCAAAUAUCAGACCAUGACAAGUGUCACUAUGAUAUAGAGUGAAGGAUAUUCGAUUUGAAUUUGUUAUUACACUUGAAGGUUUCCUCAAAUGUCAAUCCUGUCAAAUUCUAAUAGUUUGAGAUUCUAAAUUACCCUGCUUCUAGUAAAUGACCCCUUCCUAGAAUUUUUUUAGAUAUUUCUACGCCUUUUAAGCUUUUAAGUUUUGUGUUUUUACAACUGUGCUCCUUUUAUUGAAAACCCUGCCACUUUUGAGCUUCUAUGUCAGUUGGCUACAUUUUUUAUUGUGAAUUCAGGGUAAGCCAAAUAGGAUGAAGAGGACAGAAUCAAAAAAGUCACAUUCAUGGUGGUGGGACAGCCACAUUAGUACCCAAAAACUCGAAGUGGCUUCAAGAUAAUCUAGAAGAGAUGGAUCAGAGAGUAAAACAGAUGUUGAAACUUGUUGAAGAGGAUGCGGAUACAUUUUCUAAGAAGGCUGAGAUGUAUUAUCAGAAAAGGCCAGAAUUGAUUAAGCUCGUUGAGGAAUUCUACCGAAUGUACCGGUCGCUAGCUGAGCGUUAUGAUAAUGUGACUGGUGAACUGCGGAAGAACAUUCCCUCUGAUCUCCAAUCCCAGGGCUCAGGCAUAUCUGAUACUGGUUCUGAACCUCCCUCCACAUGGACCACUCCUGAUCAGGGAUUGAGUCGUCGUAGAUCUGGUCCUCGACCUGCUGGUUUUGAAUUCUUCCUUGGAACUGGUGGAAGUAGCUCAGAUUUGAACACCAAAGAAGAUGAAUCGUCUACGUUGGACUCGGAAUCAGAAUCAGAUGACUCCUCUGUCAACAAUUACUCAGGCAUGCCAGGGAAUGGUGAUGACCAAGGCAUACGGCAGAAGAUUAUUGAAAUGGGAGUUGAGCUUCAGGAUGCGAAGGAAAAGCUACGAAUGCAACAGAAAAAUAACUCAGAUGGCGUUUCGAGGGGAAUAGAAAGUGGGAAUUCUGAAGUUCUACUACUAAGAAUUGCAGGAUACGAGGAAGAACUGAGAGUUGCAGAGGAAAAGAUUCGCCUUUCAGAAGAAGAGAUUGCUAGGUUGAAGAUUGAGCUCCACAAGUGUGAAACCUUGGAAUCCACCAACAAUGUACAGGUUGAGCGUGAAUCAAUGCAUAAAGAUGACAAAAAUUUGGGAGGUGGUUUGGAAGAGGAGAAAAAACAGGUUACACAGCUUCAAGGAAGAAUUGGUGGGCUGGAAGCAGAAGUUUCAGACUCAGAACACAAUAUUCAAACACUCGAGGAGGAGCUAAAAAUAACCAAAGCAGCACUGAACGGCACAGAAAAAGAAGUUGCAAGUUUGAGACAUGAACUUGGUUCAGCUCAGAGAGAUAUUGCAACAUGGAAAACCAAGGUAGAUAGGAAGGAAAAAGAGGUUUCAAAGAUGCAGGAUAGAAUUGAGAGGUAUAAAGCCAAUUUGUCGGGUCGUGAUCAAGAGAUCAGGGCCUUAAGAGAGACGAUUUCCAAUGCCAACCAGAGCUUAUCUGAAGAAAACUCGCACCUUCAGGCUGAAGUAACUAGGCAGUUGAAGGAACGAGCCUAUUUGGAGGACAAUCUUAAAGAAUGGGAUCUGCGUUGCCAAUCUUUGGAGGAGGAAGUCAGACGAGUAAAGGCUGGAAAAUCAGAGAUGGAAGCUCUGCUUGGAGCUGAGAUUGAGCAGUUGGAGGUAGGCAUUGCUGAGAGAGGUAGUCGGAUAGAAGAGUUGAACAAAAGCCUUGAUGCGUUAAAAUUGAAAUAUGACAUGCUGAUUGCAGAGAGAGAUAAUCUGAAUGCAGAGAGUAGUUCUAAGGACGAUCGGAUUGAUCAAAUGGGCAAGCAUUUGCAUCAGUUACACAUGGAACAUGUUGAACUGACUGCAGCAGCUGAAAGGACACGUAAACAGGUUGAGGAACUGAGAUCAAGAGGUAGAGAACUGGAGGAGGAGAAUGAGAGGCAAAGAGAAGUGAUUUUGGAAGGAGCAGAGGAGAAACGGGAGGCAAUAAGGCAGCUUUGUUUCUCGCUUGAGCAUUACAGGAAUGGGUAUCAACAGCUUCGACGGGCAUUUUUGGGGCACAAGCGACUUCCAGUUAUGGCAUCCUAAGUUAUUAUGUGCUGUUGGAUAAUCUUCUUCUUGGAGCUUUUCAUUACUUUUCUUACUGCUUUUCUGUUUUCAAUUUUUUUUUUUUGAAAAUUCCUUCGAGAGUUUCUGGGGAUUUCCUCUUCGUAAUUAUGGCCGUAUUGGCCUUCUGGUGGUUCUGUUUCUGUAAGUGCCGUAAGCAUCCAUCUGCCUUCUGUCCUGACUGUUAUGUUUGCUUCUAUUAGAAAUUGGAUCCAGUUUGACCAGAUACCCGACCCCUGGUAUGUUCACAUGGGUUAUGAGACCUGUAGGCUGCUUGGGAAAUUGGCUGUCAAACAACACUACUAAGUGUUCAGUUUAUUCCCACAGCUUGUGGGGAUGCGUCGAGAUCAUCUACGGAGUUUCAGGGGAUUAUGGUGCCUGUAUUACACUUGUGUUCCAUGGAUGUAAAGCCAAUAUCGAUCGACAGAGCCAAAGAUUUUCCA
Messenger RNA from Ilex paraguariensis (yerba mate), 4577 nucleotides. NCBI's taxonomy places the organism in Eukaryota, Viridiplantae, Streptophyta, Magnoliopsida, Aquifoliales, Aquifoliaceae. The record is from the annotation of a GenBank genome assembly.